UUUAUAGCCUUCUUGAAAUGCUUUCAGUCCGUGGAUAUGUCAUUCGUUUAUGGGAAAUGAUAAGACUAAAAGUGUGGUGCUGGGGGUGAAAGAACAUCUUUCCUUUUCGCAUUUAUUUCCUAAUGAGUUGUUUUGAAACAGAACAGAAAUUGUGUCUUCUACGUGACUUCGGAAACUUACAGCGUUGAGCCAUGACUUUGAGCUCGGAUAUGUCAGAUGCCUCUAUCCUUUCGGAAGAAACUGACAUCGAUGUGGUCGGCGAGGGAGAGGACGGGGACACCCAGACGCGGUCCUAUGCAGAUGAGGUGGCUCAGAUGCAUGACGAUAUUCUUUUGACUAGUGCAUCCCGGAAUCCUUUCCAACCAGCUAGCAAAAACACAAUAGUCAAGCCCCCUUAUUCCUACAUUGCCUUGAUUACAAUGGCCAUCCUUCAAAGUCCAAAAAAGAGACUCACGCUAUGUGAGAUUUGCGAUUUUAUCAGCAAUCGUUUCCCAUAUUACAGGGAGAAGUUCCCGGCUUGGCAGAACUCCAUCAGACACAAUUUAUCUUUAAACGACUGCUUCGUUAAGAUACCACGGGAGCCUGGGAACCCCGGGAAGGGUAACUACUGGACAUUAGACCCGGAUUCUUCAGACAUGUUCGACAAUGGCAGUUUCUUGAGGAGGAGGAAACGCUUUAAACGGCAACAAACUGCGGACCUUUUGAGGGAGCACAGCAGUUUUAUCCCCUCUGCUGCAUAUGGCUUUGGACGCUACGGCGGCGGUUAUGGAGUUCAGCUACUGCCCUACCACACACAUUCAACCGUCUUUUCAUUUCAACAUCAGCAAUCUCAACGUUCACACAGGGAAACGAUUGUCCCAGCAUCUUCUUUAAUGUCUCAAACCAGUGACCUGGCAAGGAGCCGAGUUUACCCUCAGCCUAGUCCCAGCCUGGCCUCCUCCUUACAGACAAUGUCAAAAACUGGUUUUCCUGUCCAGCAGUACCCCUUUUUCAUAGAGAGUAUUAUCGGGGGUUCAUUGAGUUCCAGUCGUGACUGUGCCUCGCAGAGUUCUAUUUUUCCAAUGCCAUGCUCUGUUACGGCACAGUCGCUGUUGCUGCAGACUUUGCGUAAAGGAACUGAUUAAAAUUUGCCGUAUAGGCUACUUUCCAAACCAGAUUUGCAGCGCUAGCUGUUAACGGUAUUGUGUUGUCAAACACACACGCAAAACAUCUCGCGGAAGGUAGGAGUAUUUUUGCACGUUGUUAUUACAUUUGUCCAACAUGCAGAAACAACCGUUCGUGUCUGCAGGGUUCAUGUGAAUUAGUGACAAUAAUGCUGAACGUUUAAAUGUGAAUGUAAAUUUAAUGGCCUAUAGUCCGUCAUCUUUGCAUGCGUUUUCGUUGCGCGUAUUCAGCUAAUGGUUUACUUUAUACAGGCACGCACACAAUGGCAGGUUUUAACACAAUAUAGAAAAUCCAAUAAUUGUUUCUAUCUGAAGACAAUGUUUUCUGAUAAUUGUUUGAGUUAAAUUGAAUUUGUACUGAAAAAUAUUAACUAAAACAAUACAUGCAUAUCCCAUGUGUUCAU
Molecule: messenger RNA, 1567 nt
Organism: Anguilla anguilla (European eel)
Lineage: Eukaryota; Metazoa; Chordata; Actinopteri; Anguilliformes; Anguillidae
Product: forkhead box protein D1-like
Exons: 1
Coding region: 192-1124 (310 amino acids)
Biological process (GO): regulation of transcription by RNA polymerase II; anatomical structure morphogenesis; cell differentiation
Molecular function (GO): RNA polymerase II cis-regulatory region sequence-specific DNA binding; DNA-binding transcription factor activity, RNA polymerase II-specific
Source: RefSeq, a predicted model, not a curated record